CAAAGCGGGAGUCCAGAACCAAUCAACCAAAAGGUAGAGAGAGAAUGCGGAGCAUAACGCUCUCUUCAGAGAGCGUGUUACCGAGCACGCAUUCACCGCCUUCAUCGUCCUCUCCUAAGCCUCUCAAAUCAGUACACUUUUGUUUCAAUUCUUGCUUCAACCAUCGCAAUUCGAAACUCUCUCACUGUAGUCCAAUUCUCCUCUCCAGGUAUUCAAGACAGCAAUGUGUGAACAUAUAUAAUAAGCGAUUGCGGCACUUUUUACAGACUGAUUCGCAUGGACACGAGUUCAGGUUCAUUAAUUACAGUAAGUGCGAAGCAAAAUCAAUGCAAAAUGUUGAUGACUGCAGUGUCCUUGACAAAUCACCUUCUGACAGCAAAAAGAGAAGGAAAUAUUGGAUACCUGUGGAUGUCCCGGUUGUGAAUACAACAUUCCGUAAUUAUUUAAUGUUUGCCAUGCUCUUUGGGUUGUUUGCAUUUGAAGACACUCAACAGGCAGUUGCUGGUUCAGAUUUUGCCAGUGGAUUGCAGUCACUUCCAGUUUUAGGGGACCUCGGUGAUAUUAGCACAGGUUUUGCUUCAGCAUUCUUGCUGAUUUUUUUCUCUGAACUGGGGGAUAAAACCUUUUUUAUUGCGGCGCUUUUAGCAGCUAGGAAUUCUGCUGCCAUUGUUUUCCUUGGGACUUUUGGUGCACUUGGGGUAAUGACAAUCAUAUCGGUUGUCCUUGGGCGAACUUUUCAUUAUGUUGAUGAUAUCCUUCCAUUCAGAUUUGGUGACACCGAUUUGCCUAUUGAUGACAUUGCUGCAGUUUGUCUUUUGGUAUAUUUUGGGGUUUCAAGCUUGCUUGAAGCCACCUCCGGUGAUGGCCUAAAGGCAGAAGAAGAACAGAAGGAGGCAGAGCUGGCAGUAUCAGAACUUUCAGGGAAUGGUGCUGGGAUUUUGGCUGCUGCUAAUACAGUCAUUAGCACUUUCCUGCUAGUUUUUGUUGCUGAAUGGGGUGAUAAAUCAUUUUUCUCCACAAUAGCACUUGCUGCAGCUUCUUCACCUCUUGGAGUUAUUGGAGGAGCACUAGCUGGUCACGGAGUUGCAACUUUGCUAGCUGUUUUGGGAGGUUCAUUACUAGGUACAUUCUUAUCUGAGAAGGUUAUUGCCUACAUCGGAGGUUCUCUGUUCCUCGUCUUUGCAGUAGUAACAUUGAUUGAGAUAGUGAAUUAGAACUGUCGCAUUUCUUCUCUCUCAAAUAGUUGAAUUUGUAGGAUUAUGUAAAUUCAUUAAAACAGCAUUUGCUUUCACUGGCUGUGUAUGAGACUGGAAAAUUGUUUCAGAAAAUCUGGAUUCGUUCAUGAACCAGUACAUUCGAGCUAUUUGGCAGGUAAGCUGCACACAUACCACACUGCCUCAUGUUGAGGUUGGCUGAUGCUUACUUUGUUUUCCUGUUUCUUGAGAUCUGAGAUUCGUAAAUUUCACGUACGUGGUCCCUUUGAUAUUUAUGGUGAAUCUUAUUAGCUAA
Messenger RNA from Cornus florida, 1509 nucleotides. Its product is annotated as protein PAM71, chloroplastic. Gene Ontology annotation, cellular component: Golgi apparatus; chloroplast thylakoid membrane. Gene Ontology annotation, biological process: manganese ion transmembrane transport; Golgi calcium ion transport; calcium ion transmembrane transport. Bases 45 to 1214 code for a protein of 389 amino acids. Gene Ontology annotation, molecular function: manganese ion transmembrane transporter activity; calcium ion transmembrane transporter activity. The record is from RefSeq and is a predicted model, not a curated record. The transcript has 12 exons. Lineage: Eukaryota; Viridiplantae; Streptophyta; Magnoliopsida; Cornales; Cornaceae.